CCCAAUUAGAGGGCAGAGUCAGCCCCUGCUGUGUGUGUGAUCUCAAGUCCCAAGACUUCACUUAAUGUCAGACAUUAAAAGAAUUGUCUGCCCCCUCUGUAUUACACAAUCUCUCACUCGUCAGCCUCUCCUCAUAAUUAACUGCUAGUGUGCCGUAGUGCCCUGCAUGUAUUAACCACGGGCCAGUCAGACUUGAUUUCAAUUAAUCGCCUUUGUAAGGUAUCACAUAGAAUCUGAUAAUUGUUUCAUUGCCAAGCCUUACAAAGAAAUCCCCUGUGCAAACAUAAUUCCUCAGUCCUUCCGAGGGCUGGCUACUGUUUUAUUCUGGCAGCUGUAUCACACUGGGCUAUUAUUGUUGCCAGCUUACUCCGUCCAUGCCAGGGAGCUGAGAAAAAAAAGUAAAAAAGAGAGAGCGGGCCCCUGGCAAGUAAUAGCUUGUGUGAAUGCAUCAUUCAAAGCACUGAGGGUUCCAGGAGUUAAAUCUCUCUGUGACUGGUAUGUGAAAUCACAGGGAGAAGUGAAAUCAGGUUCUGUCCCACUGCUCUUGCACACACAGAGGGGAGGGUGGGCAAACGGAAGGAAAUCUUAUGACUUUCACAUUGCCAUUCUGAAAGCCUCUCCUGAUCACUGGGGAAUAGUCUGAAUGCUUUCUCGCCGGCCACACUGAUAGACAAGCAGAGAAUUAGAGAAUUUGCUGAUUGAAGCCUAAUUACUCCUAACCAUUUGCUUGCCCAACAUCGGUGUGAAACCAUCUAAACCAGCAGGUCAUACAAUGCAUGAUUACCUAUAAAGGUAACAAACUACAGCCCUAUGGCCUCCGCCGCAUUGGUACCAGAUUCACACAGCCAUGUACUGGCAGAAUUUGACUCCCUUGAUCCUUUGCUUUCGGCCCUCCGGUUGGAUUCAAAUCGUUUAAAGUGUACUUGCUUAUCUGUGUCUCGAAAAUGGCUGGCACUAGGAAGUUCUGGAGGGGGCCUAAACCUCAUACAAAGAGAUGGGUGGAAGCAGCGACUCAUUCUCACUCACAAGGAAGGUGCAAUUUCUCGUGUUUCUUGCUGCGGUCAUGAUGAAGAUUAUGUAGCUGUGGCAACCAGCCAGGGAAUUGUGGUAGUCUGGGAACUAAACCAAGAGCGUCGUGGGAAACCAGAGAGGAUCUAUGUAUCCACAGAACACAGGGGCAGGAAGGUGACUGCCCUCUGCUGGGACACAACGGUACUACGUGUCUUUGUAGGGGAUCAUCUGGGCAAAGUGACCGCCAUCAAACUGAACUCUUCAAAACAAGGAAAGGUGGCCCCUGCUUUUGUCAUGUUCCCGGUUCAGAUCAUCACCACUGUUGACUCCCGUGUGGUACAACUGGACUAUCUUGAUGGCAAAUUGCUUAUAUCCUCCCGAACACGUUCCUAUUUAUGUGAUACAGAGAGGGAAAAAUUUUGGAAAAUAGGCAACAAGGAAAGGGAUGGAGAAUAUGGAGCCUGCUUUUUCCCAGCUGGGAGGAACUUGGCUGGCCAGCAGCCAUUAAUUUACUGCGCUCGACCUGGAUCCCGGAUGUGGGAAGUGAACUUUGAAGGAGAGGUGCAAAGUACCCAUCAGUUCAAGCAACUCCUGUCCUCUCCACCUCUUCCCAUUAUUCACCCAAGAUUAGACCUUCAGUAUGAUUCCACCCAGAGACCCCCGCAGUCUUUAGCAUUUGCCAAACUCUUGUACUUAAGUGAACACAGCGUCCUGACAUGGACGGACCGAGCGAUUUACAUCUUUAUCCCUCAGAAUGUGCAGGUUCUACUGUGGAGUGAAGUGAGAGACAUCCAAGACAUAUCCAUCUAUAAGAAUGAUCUGUUCUGCCUGCACCAUGAUGGCAAGGUCUCCCACUUCUCCUUGCUGCCAGUGGAGCGAUGUGUUGAACGUUUGAUCAAAAGAAAUUGCUGGGAUGUGGCUGCCAGGGUGUGCCAUCUGUUCCAGAACAUCAUUGUUUUGAGUAAGGGAAGAAAAGUCUUACCCAUGGACAAAUUAGAACACUUGAAGGCCCAGCUGGACAUUGUAACACAGCAAGAAUCCAUUGCCCAGCUGGAAGAUUUGAUGUCCAAGCUUGAGCCUCUGGAUUCGGCCUGCAGCAGCAGAAGAAGCAGUAUUUCCUCCCAUGAAAGUUUCAAUGUGUUAGACUGCGGAAUUUAUCGGGUUAUCAGCCGCAGAGGCAGCCAGUCUGAUGAAGAUUGCGAGUCCUUACACAGCCAAACACUGUCUGAGGAUGAUCGGUUACGGGAACUUUCAUUACAACAAGAGGAAGAGCAAGGAGAUCUUGACAGUGUAUCUCAUGCCUCCGUGACAGUUGACAGUGAUCGAAAUGAGAUUUUGCUUCCAUUUAACAUCCAGUUGCCAUUCCGUUCUACAUCUCCACGUGUGUCGCUGCAGGCAAUGAAAGACAGUGUUACCAGCUUUGUGAGGAAAACCACUGAGAAAAUUGGAACCCUUCACAUGAAUCCUGAUAUCAGAAUGCGGCAGGAGGUGAAAGAAGAUGACCGAUUGCUUGAUGUGCCUGCCAAUGACCUGGCCCAACCAGAGGAGGAAAAGAAUGAGGUAGACUCCCACCAUCCAUCUUGUGAGGAAGUCAGCCUGGGAGAGUUAAAACUGUCAACAGCCGCAGCUAUAUCAAAAAUCCAAGAUCCUGAGAUAUUGUUUGACCCCGAGGCUAUGGUAACAAUUUUAUGCAAGUGGCUCCCAUACCUGGAAAAAGCUUUUGGUCAUCAGACUGAUUCCUCCGACCAAGAUUCAGAUGGUGAUGUGCCAGCUACAAGCUCAUCCUGUAAUAAUGAGGAGGGCGAAGAAUUGGCGAUGACAGAGACUGAGGGAAGAGGGCAGACUGACUUGACUAAAACGGAGCACCCUGUUAUUUUUCGGGUGACGGCCCCAUUUCCCAUAGAGGAGGGUGUUCGUCGGGACUUGUCCCACCUGGCCAUGCUCUGUUUGGAAUUCAAAGUUUUCACAGAUGGAAAGGAUCCAUUGCCCUCAGAUUUAGAUUCUCCUGUCUGUUGCUUUAUACAGAGUUACUUUUUCCUUUUAGAUCUUAAGAGACUGAAACGUUGUAUAGCCCUCCAAUACACUGGCUGCCCAACAGUCUGGGAUACCUAUGUGCAAGGGCUGCAAGACCUGACAAGUUCUACACCAGUAGCUUUAACGAUAGCCAGUGAGGAUCUGGUGAAUGUUAUCAAGUUAUUAAGUGACGAAGAGCCGUGGGAUAGCCCUUUGCUGCUUGCUCAUGCCUGCAGGAUGUAUGAAAAGUUUGGGGAAACUGCCAUCCGGUCUUUGACAAGAUUCUAUCCUUCCAUUGUGCCCUUGGAUGUCAUGCAGCUCUGCCGAGGAACUCAAAGGCACUUCCUUGCUUAUCUGGACAGCCUGAUUAAAUCAAAGCCAGCCGAUCAACGGUCCUCUCUGCUACAGUCUCUUGUGCAGCCAGAAUCUCUGAAAAUGGACUGGCUUUUGCUGGCUGUUUCCCAUGAUGCUCCACAAACCAGCAACACCUUGGACUCAGAAGGGAAUCCCAGGCCAAAUUCCCACCUUUUCACCUGGGGUUAUGGACCUUUAAUUGAUCUUCUAAUAAAACUGCCUGCAGAUUAUGAAACAAAACAGAAGAUGUCAACAGUGUGCAAAACAUUUGGAUACUGGCUGGGAUAUGUGUCUUUGUGUUUGGAGCUGGGCAGAAGGAUAGAAGCCCUGACAAACAUUGUGUUCCUUGAUGAUCUGAGUCUUAUUGAUGAAGUCAAAGGUGUCAUACCAGAGACCAUAGAUGAAUGGAAAUUAAUUCUUCAGCUAGCAAAAAGUCAUGACUCUCUUCAUUAUCAUUAUCAUGAUCACCACGAGCAUCAAAAUGGCACAGCAAAUGGAAGUUCUGUCAGUAACGGCCGCACUGACUGGCCAAACUGCAUCACAGUGGAGAAUGUAGCCCUCCUUCUGGUGAAGGUGAUUGGCACAGAGCGUGCUUGGCCUUAUCUGCAGGAAUGGGGGGCGACGGAGAGCUUCUCUGAGAGAUAUACCAAGGUCUGUGAUAUCAUGAAAGUGGCUGAGAAAAGACAGAGAGCGCUGAUCCAGUCUAUGUUGGAGAGAUGUGAGCAGUUCCUGUGGUCGCAGCAAGCAUGAUGGCAUCUCCACUUUGGCCUCAGGAGGAGAAAAGAGAAAGCCAUGAUAGGAAGCAAGCAAUAAGGCAAUGGUGGGCUGGAUAGCUGGUGGGAGUUUGCUGUUGGUACCAUUGCAUUGAGCUACUGAAAGUGCCUGGGAUCAUGAACCUUAUUCAUAUCUGUAAGAUACCAAUGUUGUUACCUGCCCAAGGCAGAAUAUUUGCAGUCACCGUGCCUCACUUCUUAGCUCUAAUGUUAACAUAUACCCAGCAGGGAUUGCUGCCUGAACAAUAUGCAAUGCUGGUGUCAUAGAGCUGUAAGCAUAUCAAUAAGUAUAGAAUAUACAUUGUUACCCCUUGCGCUUAUUAUUAUAAUCAUUACCAGGGUACAAGUGUAUUGUAAAUACCGUGCCUUAUCUCUCAUUCUCUGCAGUAAAUGUGGGCCACAGAGAGAAUAUGCUAUGGCCCUUCUAAUUUCAUUCUAUGUAAGGAAUAUUUUGUCUGCUGUAUAAUGCCUCUGUUUCCCAAAGGAGCAUAUUAUUAUUUAGGGUUUUUAAUGAGUGACCCUGUGAAAUGGGCAUUGCAUGGCGACCCAUGAUGGGCAUUGGAGCACAAAGAUGCAGGGGCAAAUGACGGCAUUAAGAUCUGUGUUUUAACCUGCAUUCUGAGCAAAUGAGACUUGCAGCUUACGGAAUAAGGUAUUAUUGCAAGUUUAUGUUUCUCCUGUCUGUUACUUGGGCCAUGAGAACAAAUAUUAUCUUGGGCUGUAUGUGAUAUCAGCAGUGUUACAUCAUGUACUGAAUUAAGUCAUCCCUUGCUGUAAAUAGGAGGGAUGUAUAUUUAUAGUUCUAUUAGUUGUACUUUAUGCACUUCUAUUAUGUAUGCGCCAUUAAUCUGUAAAUUUAACUUAUCAGUACAAGACACAUUAUGAUCAGUGCAUCAUAAUACACUUUAUAUUAAAUGAGCCGCGGCUCUGUGACUAGCCUGUCUGUGACUAGCAUAGAUGUCAGAAUGGAAGAUAAAGGCUAGAAAUGAAUAGAAUAGAAUAACAAGACGUAGCCUCACACUGUAUCUGAUUUGCUGGACCCAUGACCAGGUUAGGAUUUUCUAUAUAGGCACCCAAGGACCUGUACCUAUAUAAAAACCCCUCAGCCUGUGGUCAGACACUAGCAGUGAAAUCCAGCAGUGGAGCUGAAGGGGAGCGGGGUAGCCCUCCCUGACCCUAUCUAUGCAUGCACAGUUGUCCAACUGCCAGUUGUAGUUCUGCCAUAGUUGGAGGACAGCGAGUAGAAGAACCCUGUGGCUUCCUGCAUUGCCAGCUUCCUCUUCAUCGAGGUGGGAUUUCCCCCCUCAAGUGCCUCUAUAUCCAAAGUAAAUCAAGCAUAUGGCGACCCUACUUGUUUGUGCUACUUGGAGCUGCUAAUUAGAAACUGUAAAAAGAAAAUUUGGAACAAGAGGACUGUAUGGUUUAGCUAUAAAAUCAGUGUUUUUUUAUAUGUACAAAUUAAUAGUAACUGAAGCAUUAAUAAAAUGUUGCACUUGAAAUGUAUAAUAAACAUAUAAACAUUCA
Messenger RNA from Xenopus tropicalis (tropical clawed frog), 5675 nucleotides. It is a transcript of the gene hps5, whose product is annotated as Hermansky-Pudlak syndrome 5. Lineage: Eukaryota; Metazoa; Chordata; Amphibia; Anura; Pipidae. The coding region runs from base 811 to 4128 and encodes 1105 amino acids. The transcript is spliced from 23 exons. The record is from RefSeq and is a predicted model, not a curated record. Gene Ontology annotation, cellular component: BLOC-2 complex; cytosol.